Molecule: messenger RNA, 4124 nt
Organism: Nannospalax galili (Upper Galilee mountains blind mole rat)
Lineage: Eukaryota; Metazoa; Chordata; Mammalia; Rodentia; Spalacidae
Gene: R3hdm2
Product: R3H domain containing 2
Exons: 27
Coding region: 302-3424 (1040 amino acids)
Molecular function (GO): nucleic acid binding
Source: RefSeq, a predicted model, not a curated record
GUCAAUUGCCAGAGGCUAUCUACUGUCCUUCCUCAGUGUCUCCAAGUUACUCUAGAUAAAUAUAGUUCUUAAUACUUCACCUGGAUGCAUGAGGCAAUACAUCUGUGCUAGAGAUUAGUUCCAGGGGAAUCAGAUGCUGCCUUCUGACCUGUGCGGGCAUUGCACGACAUGGGUGCACUUACAUACAGGUUAAACUUGUUUCUUAUAUGAGAUACCAUACCAGCUCUGGACUCAUGGAGACUGAGCAUUUAUUCAGGUAAUAACAGGAUUCCAUAGAGGCUACUGUAGUCUACUGAAGAACAUGUCUAACAGUAACACUACUCAGGAGACCCUGGAAAUAAUGAAAGAAUCAGAAAAAAAACUGGUGGAAGAAUCUGUAAACAAGAACAAGUUUAUAUCUAAGACUCCAAGUAAGGAAGAAGUUGAGAAAGAGGGUGAGGAUAUUGUUUUUCGUCAGGAGACACAGAGACGGACAUCCAGCCAUGGUCAUGCCAGGAAAAGAGCCAAGUCUAAUUCCAAGCUCAAGUUGGUACGAAGUCUGGCAGUAUGUGAGGAGUCUUCCACCCCAUUUGCUGAUGGGCCAGUAGAAACACAGGAUAUAAUUCAAUUGCACAUCAGUUGCCCUUCUGACAAGGAGGAGGAAAAGUCCACAAAGGAUGUCUCAGAAAAGGAAGACAAGGACAAAAACAAAGAAAAGGUCCCAAGGAAGAUGCUGUCCAGAGACUCCAGCCAAGAAUAUACGGACUCUACUGGAAUAGACCUCCAUGAAUUUCUUGUAAAUACACUGAAAAAGAACCCCAGGGACAGAAUGAUGCUGCUAAAAUUAGAACAGGAGAUUCUGGAAUUUAUUAAUGACAACAAUAACCAGUUUAAGAAGUUUCCUCAGAUGACCUCAUAUCACCGGAUGCUAUUACAUCGAGUAGCUGCCUAUUUUGGGAUGGACCACAAUGUUGAUCAAACUGGGAAAGCUGUCAUCAUCAACAAAACCAGCAACACAAGAAUCCCUGAACAGAGGUUCUCGGAACAUAUAAAGGAUGAGAAGAACACAGAAUUUCAACAGAGAUUCAUUCUCAAGAGAGAUGAUGCUAGUAUGGACCGAGAUGAUAACCAGAUCAGAGUUCCAUUGCAGGAUGGAAGGAGGAGCAAGUCAAUAGAAGAGAGAGAGGAGGAAUAUCAAAGGGUCCGAGAGAGAAUAUUUGCCCGAGAGACUGGCCAGAACGGAUAUCUAAAUGACAUCAGACUCUCCAAAGAAGCCUUUUCUUCUAGCUCUCACAAGAGAAGGCAGAUUUUUAGGGGAAAUCGUGAAGGGCUGAGCCGCACCUCAAGCAGCCGCCAAAGUAGCACAGACAGCGAACUCAAAUCCCUGGAGCCAAGACCUUGGAGCAGCACAGAUUCAGAUGGCUCUGUCCGGAGCAUGAGGCCCCCUGUCACCAAAGCCAGCAGCUUCAGUGGAAUCUCUAUCCUCACCCGCGGUGACAGCAUUGGCAGCAGUAAAGGUGGCAGUGCAGGAAGGAUUUCUAGGCCAGGUAUGGCACUAGGUGCCCCAGAAGUAUGCAACCAGGUCACCUCACCCCAGUCUAUCCGGGGCCUUCUCCCUUGUACUGCCCAGCAGCAACAGCAGCAGCAGCAACUUCCUGCUCUCCCACCCACUCCUCAGCAACAGCCACCCUUGAAUAAUCACAUGAUCUCACAGCCAGUCCCGGCCCUGCAGCCCUCUCCGCAGCCUGUUCAGUUCUCUCCAAGCUCCUGUCCCCAAGUCCUUCUGCCAGUUUCUCCACCCCAGCAGUAUAACAUGGCAGAUGACCUCAGCAACCCCUUUGGACAAAUGAGCCUUAGCCGCCAAGGUUCUACUGAAGCAGCUGACCCAUCCUCAGCUCUGUUCCAGCCCCCACUUAUUUCCCAGCAUCCUCAGCAAGCUAGCUUCAUCGUGGCUUCCACUGGACAGCCUCUCCCCACUUCCAACUAUUCUACUUCUAGCCAUGCACCACCUACUCAGCAAGUCCUGCCACCCCAGGGCUACAUGCAGCCCCCUCAACAGAUCCAGGUUUCUUACUAUCCCCCUGGACAGUAUCCAAACUCCAACCAGCAAUAUCGACCUCUCUCUCACCCGGUGGCCUAUAGCCCCCAGCGUGGUCAACAGCUGCCUCAGCCAUCCCAGCAGCCUGGUUUACAGCCCAUGAUGCCUAACCAGCAGCAGGCGGCUUACCAGGGCAUGAUUGGGGUCCAGCAGCCUCAGAACCAGGGCCUACUGAGCAACCAGAGGAGCAGCAUGGGAGGCCAAAUGCAAGGCCUGGUGGUUCAGUACACUCCACUGCCUUCUUACCAAGUCCCGGUGGGCAGUGACUCACAAAAUGUAGUCCAGCCACCUUUCCAGCAGCCCAUGCUGGUCCCUGCUAGCCAGUCUGUGCAAGGAGGCCUCCCUGCAGGGGGUGUACCCGUGUACUACAGCAUGAUUCCACCGACUCAGCAGAACGGUACGAGCCCUUCUGUGGGAUUUCUGCAGCCUCCCGGCUCUGAGCAGUACCAGAUGCCUCAGUCUCCCUCUCCCUGCAGUCCACCACAAAUACCACAGCAGUACUCAGGAGUGUCACCUUCUGGACCGGGUGUGGUAGUCAUGCAACUGAAUGUCCCUAAUGGACCCCAGCCACCCCAGAACCCAUCUGUGGUCCAGUGGAAUCACUGCAAAUAUUACAGUGUGGACCAGCGGGGUCAGAAGCCUGGAGACCUAUACAAUCCAGACAGUAAUCCCCAGGCCAACACACAAAUGAGCAGCAGCCCCAUUACGUCUCCUACCCAGUCUCCAGCACCCUCUCCUGUCACCAGCCUCAGCAACGUCUGCACUGGACUCAGUCCCCUGCCUGUUCUCACACAGUUCUCCCGGCCUGGGGGCCCUGCACAGGGUGAUGGACGCUAUUCCCUCUUGGGUCAGCCAUUACAGUACAAUCUGUCCAUCUGCCCUCCUUUGCUCCAUGGCCAGUCAACUUAUACGGUGCACCAGGGACAGAGUGGAUUGAAGCAUGGAAACCGGGGCAAGAGACAAGCACCCAAAUCUGCCUCCACUGACCUGGGGACAGCAGACGUUGUGCUGGGACGGGUGCUGGAGGUGACAGAUCUCCCUGAGGGCAUCACACGUACAGAGGCAGACAAACUCUUCACUCAGCUCGCCAUGUCUGGUGCCAAGAUCCAGUGGCUUAAGGAUGCUCAGGGGCUGCCUGGUGCAGGUGGUGGGGACAACAGUGGGACUGCCGAGAAUGGUCGUCACUCGGACCUUGCUGCCUUGUACACCAUCGUGGCUGUAUUCCCCAGCCCCCUGGCUGCCCAGAAUGCCUCCCUUCGCCUCAACAACUCUGUGAGUCGCUUCAAACUUCGAGUGGCCAAAAAGAACUAUGACCUGAGGAUCCUGGAGCGAGCCAGCUCCCAAUAAAUGGAGGAGGGGAAGGAAUUGGCACAAUUAGGGUGGAGGCAGCAUAGAGGGAGCCAAAGCAGGAGGACUCGGCCAGAGGCAGGAAGUAAGGAAGAUAGCCACCAAACUGGAGCCUACCACAUUACGGCUGAAGAGAAAAGCAGACCUCUCCUCACACUGGCACUGGACUCCUUUCUCCCUUGCCAUGAGUCCUCUUUUUCCCUGGUUGGUCCCCCUUUGUUUCCCUCUCCUUCCCAUUCUCUUCUAUCAUUUUUUGAAUCUCUUCUCCCACCAUGAAAUUAAUUUCUUUUUUUUUUUCUUUUUUUUUUUUGGUCAGGUAGAAUUGAGAGGGUCCCACACUCCCCUCUCCUCCAAUUUCCUUACCAUUCCAAGCCCCCUUUCCUUUUUUGGUCUUCAUGAAUAUAUUUAUAUGGACAGAAUUAAGAAAAAUAAAUUGAUUUCCCCAUUCUCUCACUCCUCCCAUCUCAUCUCCCCAAACCCUACAGAGUUAAAACUUGGGACCCCCCAAUCCCCAGAACACUUGUAUAUUGUUUGUUUGAGGUUUGUGCCGCAGUAACAGACACAGUAUUUAAUUGCACAUACAGAUGUUUGCUGGGUAUAUUCACUGUAAAUUUUAUUUAAUCUGGUUUUUUUGUUUGUUUGGGGGGUUACUUGGAGGGAGGUUGGUUUUGAUUUUAAAUAUAAAAAAACUGUCACUGGA